This is a messenger RNA of Spirometra erinaceieuropaei, 1823 nucleotides long. NCBI's taxonomy places the organism in Eukaryota, Metazoa, Platyhelminthes, Cestoda, Diphyllobothriidea, Diphyllobothriidae. The record is from the annotation of a GenBank genome assembly.
AUGGAUCUUCGCGUCGACAUCGUCGAGACGAGGCUCUGCCUGGACCAUCGUUGGCGGCCACCAGGUAUGUUCGUUAUCAGGUAAGUGAAUUUGCUUUGUCUCUUUCCUCUGUCUGCUUAAAUUCCGUAUUGUUUGCUGCUCUUGUUGUCUGCCCUCUAUGUGUUAGUCUGUCUGUUAUUAUUUAGAUGAAACACUUGAUGCUGGCUACGACUGUCUGUCUUUUAGUCUAUGCCUCUCACGGUUUAUAGUUAGACGUUACUAUGCUUGAUCUCGGAGGAUGCCCUCUCGCUUCUUUCUUUGAAUUAUGAAUGUGUCUGCUUUUCCGCUCUAGCUAACUGUAAGUCCAAUAGCUUUCUUUUGUUUGCAUGCUCUCAACAAAUUCAUUACCAUCACCACCAAGGUGCCAGGUUAAUUCGGGUCGUUCUCUCACUAACAAAAAGUCCUGGCCCAUAGUGGAGUUCGACAGCCGUCUGGGAUAACCGGGCAGCCCUGUUCAGGGAUGCGUUGCCUGCCCUCGCGAGGGGGGAGGGGCUAGAAAAGGUACCCUAAAGAUCGCUGGGAACCACGCUGUCUGUAGGCUGGCCGUGGCCGCAGACAAAAACACACGGUCAAAACAGCCAAAACCGAAACAUCAACAACAACAACAACAACAACAACAACAACCACUCUCUUCCUCUUCCAGCCUAUUCUUCUUCUUCUUCUUCUUCUUCUUCUUCUCCUCCUUGUUUUCACCGCUGCAGUCGUCGAAUGCGUUCUCACCUUGGAGACAUGCACGUUGACGAUAAAUUUGUCAAGGAGAUGUUUCUAGAGCGUCUGCCUACAGAUGUUCAAACGAUCCUGGCUUCCGGCUCUCAAGGCCUUGCGGUCUCACAGCUGGCUGAGAUGGCGGAUCGAAUGAUAGAGGUGCAGCGAUUCCAGUAACCUUCCGUCGCCCAGAUCUUCUCAUCUUCAUCAUCAGUGAAUGAAAAUCUAAUAAAACAGGUGUCGGCCAUGGCGGAUGAGAUGUCUUCCCUCAAAAUACAGUUCGCCCGCCUAACUUCCAGUCGCUCACGCAGUCUUUGUCGUUCUCGUUCGCGACCUCGGACUGCCAAUACUUGCUGGUAUCACACUAAUUUCGGCGUAAAGGCCCGCCGCUGUUCCUUACCCUGCUCUUUUAAGUCGAAAUAGGGAAACCAGUCGGCCAGAGAAUAAAUGCGACCGGCUCUUCCGGCUCUGGUCGCACCUUCUAUGUUUGCGACACUGCGACUCGCAGACGUUUUCUGGUGGGCACUGGAGCCCAAAUCAGUGUUGUUCCCCCAACUGCAGCUGAUCGUCGUUUCCCUAGCCCUGGUCUUCACCUCCAAGCUGCCAACUGUUCCCCCAUUCCUUCUUUUGGCAGUCUGUCCCUCACCCUAAACAUUGGUCUUCGUCGGUCAUUCACCUGGAUCUUUGUGAUUGCUGAUGUCCCUCAUGCAAUUCUUGGCUCGGACUUUCUUGCCGAGUUCGAUCUUCUUGUUGACUGCCGACGUGCCCGUCUUCUCGACCGCGCAACCGGUCUGUUUGUUCGUGUACUAACCUUCUUUACUGCCCCCACCAACUUAUCUGUCUUGGAUACGGAUAUUGUUAAUCCUUUUCGGCAACUGCUGCUUAGUCACCCCAACAUAAGUAACCCCAAGUUUCGCAGUGGUGAGGUUCAACAUGAUGUUGUGCACCAUAUCCGCAACUCAGGUCCUCCUGUGUUUGCUCGACCGAGACGCCUAGCACCGGAGCGUUUUCAGGCCGCAAAGGCGGACUUUGAACACAUGCUGCAACUGGGAAUAAUUCGACCGUCCGAGGGCUCUUGA